GGGCCGGCCUUGCCCAAGUAGGUGACUCACCCUGCUAAGAAGUGGAGACUUAGGCUGGCUUUCCCUUGGGGCACAGAAAUGCUGUGGAUCUGGACUCUCCUGCCACUGGUUCUUGCUGGAUCACCGUUAAGCAUUCAUACCCAAGAGACAGACAGCAUCUCAGAGGGGUCGGAGUUGAGGAGGAAUGUUCAUGAAAUAGAGACUAACUGCUCAAAAGGAUUAUAUCGUGGGGGCCAAUUUUGCUGUCAACCAUGCAAGCCUGGUGAACGAAAACUUUCGGACUGUAAAACUGAUGGUGACAAACCAGAGUGCUUUCCCUGCAAGGAAGGGAAGGAAUACAUGGACAAGGAGCACUAUUCUGACAAAUGCAGAAGAUGUACACUCUGUGAUGGAGAGCAUGGUUUAGAAGUGGAAACAGACUGCACCAAGACCCAGAAUACCAAAUGCAAGUGCAAACACAACUUCUAUUGCAAUAUUUCUGUCUGUGAACACUGUGAUCGCUGUGUCACGUGUGAACAUGGAAUCCUUGAGCCCUGCACACCAACCAGCAAUACCAAAUGCAAGAGAAAAACCACAGAUUUCAGAUACCAUUUCCUAUGGUUGAUCAUCCCCUUUUUGGUACUAUUGCUUGGGUUUUUAUAUAAAAAGUAUUGGAGAAGAGGUCAUGAUGACCCUGAGUCUGGGAUCUCAAAGCCUGAAAAUAUGCCAAUUAAUUUCUCCGAUAUUGACCUGAGUAAACACAUCUCGAAUAUUGCUGAACAAAUGUCGUUAUGUGAAGUUAAAAAAUUUGUUCGGAAGAACGGGAUCUCUGAAACAACAAUAGAUGAGAUCAAGCAUGACAAUAUUCAAAACACAGCUGAGCAGAAAAUACAGCUGCUUCAGCACUGGUAUCAGUCUCAUGGGAAGAAGGAUGCAUAUCAUGCUUUAGUAACAGGCCUCAAAAAAAUCAACUGUUAUAUUCUUGCAGAGAGAAUUCAGGUCAUAGUCCAGGAGGACGUUGAAAAUUCAACUUUCAGAAAUGAAAACGAAAGACAAGACUCAAGUGAAAACUACCUCAGUUCUAGCUAUUGAGAGAGAGAGAGAGAGAGAGAGAGAGAGAGAGAGAGAGAGAGAGAGAGAAUCGACUGUGCAACAUAGUGAGCUCUGAACUAUCCUGGAUCACAAAGUAAAGCCUUGUCUCAAAUAUAACAAAAGAAAAAUUACAAAGCAAAGAAGAACAUUUUUAAUAAUGGAAAUCUAUAAAUGGUGUUUGACUUUUUAUUGAGUAUAUUUUCUAUUUCCUUAGAUUUCUAAAGACAAUAUAUUUAUAACAUUGGAAGAUUUCAUGAUUCUGUUUUGAGUAAUGUUGAUAUGUAUGUGGAGGAUUGACAGGUGCUAGAGUAAGUGCAGUAGUGAUUUAUGUACCCAGACAGAAGUCUACACAAAAGCACAUAAACUUAUUAGCAUGCUCUAGGCAUGAGUGUAGUUACUGUGUGUUGGCCUGUGACAGUCCACCCUGUUCCAUGGUCACAGAAGACAUGGCUUUGGCUAUGAAGUCACACACACUGUAAGGCUACUUUGUCCCAACCCCAACUCCAAGAUAAUCCUAGAUAUUUUACCAUAUAGAGAGACUUGGUUAGCCAUCUUCAGAACAUAUCCAUGCAAAGCUUGCACAUGUGUUUAAAUGUAGAACUAAAUAAGGUUCUGUCUCAAAGAUUUUGUGUGUGUGUGUGUACAGACCAUUGGUGUUUUGUGAUGUAAUAUUUUUAAUUUAAAUUUGUGUGGAAAAUGUAGAAUAAAUCCAAAUGCUUGAAUAUAUUCUAUUUAUAUACCAUUUUAUUCUUCCAAAACAAUUUGUGUUUGUCUCAGGUGUCAAAGUAUAUUUGAGGAGGAGUGUAUUACUCCAGCCACACUACCUCUCAGUUUUCUCUUUGUUGUUUAACCAGAUACAGCUUUAUGCACUCGUAAACCUGGAAACAUUUCUAAAGAAAUAAUGGUCCCUGCCCUCCUAUCCCCCACCCCCAUCCCCAAAACCCAGAACUGCCUUGGAAAUUCUGACCUGUUUUGGAAGGAAGAAUGCAUUGCUUUUCUGGGGGGUAGCUUUAGGGCAUGCUAUGGACUUCUGCCUACCACCAAAGGUUGGGGACAAUAUGGAAAGGCCACUUCAUUGCCAUGUGUCAACUUCUAGUGAGUUAUCUUCACCUACAAAUGCCAGCUGAUGUCCAGCAAAGAUAAAAUAGGCAGAAGGGUCUAGGAAUUGUUUUUGUUAUUCUCCUCAGGUUCUGAGACAAACCAUUUCCUCCAUCUACUGCAAUGCUGUUAUUUUUACAUUUAAACCUGUAUGAAAGUUGUAUUAAAUGUGAAUUGGAAUCUGGAGUGUUUGUGUGUUUUUGUUCAUGUACUGUGAACUGAGGAGAGUUAUAAAAGGAAACAUGCUUGCAGUUACCUAAAGACCUUCCAUUGUUGGAUGAUUCUUUCCCUCUAUG
Molecule: messenger RNA, 2465 nt
Organism: Onychomys torridus (southern grasshopper mouse)
Lineage: Eukaryota; Metazoa; Chordata; Mammalia; Rodentia; Cricetidae
Gene: Fas
Product: Fas cell surface death receptor
Exons: 9
Coding region: 79-1071 (330 amino acids)
Biological process (GO): negative regulation of apoptotic process; motor neuron apoptotic process; necroptotic signaling pathway
Cellular component (GO): CD95 death-inducing signaling complex; membrane raft; external side of plasma membrane
Molecular function (GO): tumor necrosis factor receptor activity; protein binding
Source: RefSeq, a predicted model, not a curated record